Molecule: messenger RNA, 1090 nt
Organism: Bubalus bubalis (water buffalo)
Lineage: Eukaryota; Metazoa; Chordata; Mammalia; Artiodactyla; Bovidae
Product: olfactory receptor 5C1
Exons: 1
Coding region: 65-1090 (341 amino acids)
Biological process (GO): G protein-coupled receptor signaling pathway; sensory perception of smell
Cellular component (GO): membrane
Molecular function (GO): G protein-coupled receptor activity; odorant binding; olfactory receptor activity
Source: RefSeq, a predicted model, not a curated record
CUUUUAUUACACAGUUAGGACUCACCCAAAUCUGUUCCCAGUACAAAGUGCGUUCUGGCUGGUCAUGAUCCUGACCUUUUCCUCACCUCCCUCCUGCUUUGUCUCUCCUCAGACUCUGUCCUGCAAAAUGACACCUGAGAACUUCACCUGGGCCUGGGGUGCCCCUGCUGAGUUCAUCCUCCUGGGCAUCACAGACCGCUGGGACCUGCGCCUGACCCUCUUUCUCAUCUUCCUGCCCGUCUACCUGGUGAGCUUGCUGGGAAACGCAGGCAUGGUGCUACUGAUCCACAUAGACGCCCAGCUUCACACACCCAUGUACUUCUUCCUGGCCAACCUCUCCCUGCUAGAUGCCUGCUAUUCCUCAGCCAUCGGCCCCAAGAUGCUUGUGGACCAGCUGUUGCCUCGCGCCAGCAUCCCUUACGCAGCCUGUGUCCUCCAAAUGUUCCUGUUCACAGGGCUGGCCGAUGCCGAGUGUUGCCUGCUGGCAGCCAUGGCCUAUGACCGCUACGUGGCCAUCGGAAACCCUCUUCUCUACACCACGGCCAUGUCCAGGCGUCUGUGCCUGGUCUUGCUGGGAGCCUCCGGCCUGGGCGGGGCAGUGAGCGCCGUGGUCCACACGACCUUCACCUUCCGCCUGAGCUUCUGCGGCUCCCGGGAGGUGAACAGCUUCUUCUGCGAUAUUCCCCCCCUGCUGGCCAUCUCCUGCAACGACACCAGUCUCAAUGAACUCCUCCUCUUCGCCGUCUGUGGCUUCAUCCAGCCAGCCACCGUGUCGGCCAUCGCCGUGUCCUACGGGUUCAUUGCCGGCGCUGUGAUCCGCAUGCGCUCGGCCGAGAGCCGGUGGCGAGCAGCCUCGACCUGUGGCUCCCACCUCACGGCUGUGGCCAUGCUGUACGGGACACUCAUCUUCAUGUACCUGCGUCCCAGCUCCAGCUACGCCCUGGACACGGACAAGAUGGCCUCCGUGUUCUACACCCUUGUCAUCCCAGCUCUCAACCCACUCAUCUACAGCCUCCGCAACAAAGAGGUCAAGGAGGCGCUCAGAAGGACUUGGAGCCGAUGCUGCAGUCCACGGCGGAGGCACCAGUGA